UUCUUGGAUGGAUAUAUUUCUAGUAAUUCCAGAGAUAUGUUUUGCUUAUCAGUGCCAUAUGAGCAUUAUUCCUAUUUAUUCCUGUAUGGAAAACAGAAAUUUAAAAGAGUUUUCUAAAACUGUGUCUCUAGCGAUGGUUUUGUGCGUAUUAUGCUAUACCAUGACAGCUACUCUGGGAUAUUUGCAGUUCGGACACGGAAUAACUAACGAUAUUAUAUUAUCCUUUGAUCCCGAUGUCACAGUAAUUAUAGCCGUAGUAUUAAUAGCAGUAAAAACAUAUACAGCAUAUCCAAUAUAUCUUUUUUGUGGGAGGGCUGCUUUUGAUUCCGUGUGGAAUAGCGCUUUAAGAUUAUCACCAGAGGUUAUUGAACAACGAGAAAGAAAGAUGCGGAUUGUUGUAACGUUAAUAUGGUUUACGAUCACCGUGGUUUUGGCAAUAUUUAUACCAAAUAUAGGCGUAGUCAUUGAGUUUCUUGGAGCCCUUUCUGCCUUAUUAAUCUUUCUAUUUCCAGGUAUGUGUUUGAUGAAAUCGAUGUUGGAUAAAAAAGAUAAAGGUCCGGAAGUCAAUCCGAACUCAAAUCGUACCACGUUUUUGAUAUUUGUUGGGUGUGCGUUUAUAACAUUAGGUGUUUUUAUAUUUGGUUUGACUUUAUGUCAAGCUAUACAGAAAGAUAUACAUGGAACCAAAGCCGACACUUCAAAAUAUACUUGUUCGAAUUAACAAUGGAUCUCGAGAACUGUUCGUUGAUCAAGAUGCCAGAGAACUAAAAGUAUAUGGGAUGGGAUGGGUCUUGGGAUAUUUGGUUAUGGAGCGAGGGGGAGGGGGCCUGGGAUAUUUGGUUAUGCAGGGAAUAUUGGGGUCUAGGGAUACUUGGUUAUGGGGGAAGCGGAGGUGGUCUAGGGAUAAUUGGUUAUGUGGG
Patella vulgata (common limpet) is the source of this 920-nucleotide messenger RNA. RefSeq names its product sodium-coupled neutral amino acid transporter 7. Gene Ontology annotation, molecular function: amino acid transmembrane transporter activity. The transcript has 4 exons. The record is from RefSeq and is a predicted model, not a curated record. The coding region runs from base 8 to 721 and encodes 237 amino acids. Gene Ontology annotation, biological process: amino acid transmembrane transport. Lineage: Eukaryota; Metazoa; Mollusca; Gastropoda; Patellidae.